Molecule: messenger RNA, 2608 nt
Organism: Octopus sinensis (East Asian common octopus)
Lineage: Eukaryota; Metazoa; Mollusca; Cephalopoda; Octopoda; Octopodidae
Exons: 14
Coding region: 1-2268 (755 amino acids)
Molecular function (GO): protein binding
Source: RefSeq, a predicted model, not a curated record
AUGGAACAACAAUUUCGCGUUUUAUUAAAUAUCUGGCCCCAACUGACAGAUUUCUUUUCUUCGACUGUCUUGAAGAUGCGUAAAAGACAGAAGGUGGACGGUUACAGUCAACGAAUAGAGGGUGAUGGUCAAGUUGAAAUCAUUCCCCCGUCAAUGUCAUUCGAUCCACAGACUCCAGUCUCAACGCAGUAUUCAUUCCAAGUACCCAACAGAAACCAAAAAGCAAUGAAUUCAUUCCCGAAGGAACACAGUCACUAUGCGAAUUAUAAAGACAGUAAGACAAUGUCGAAAGAAGGAAACACCUCUAUGACUGAGUCGAAGCAGCUCAACGACAUGGCAAUCUAUGCAACUGAUAUUCGAGUAGCACAAAACAGACAUCUAGAAAUGAGAGCAGGAAAGAAACAAACCACAUUAGGACCUGAUGAAGGAUAUCCAGAGUUCGGAUUUAAAAUAGCUCGUCCUUAUCAGAAUCAGGUAUCUGCAGUUAGUGGUGGAGGUGGUGGUGGUGGUGUUGAUGGUGUUGAUGAUGGUCAGAGAUUUAUCAGGAAACCUCAACGUCUUGAAAAUAACAAUGAAUUGAGGAAAACCUGCGCCAGAUUAUACGGAAAAGAUUCUACAAUUACAGAGAAAACCAUAUUGCCGGGCAAUAAUAAUGUACAAUUACCUUUAAAGUCUUCCAUAGAUAAGCAAAUCUAUGACGAAGACGUUCAUUCCCAGCAGAGAACUUCGGUGAUAUACGAAAAUAACACUUCUACAAAACAAGGAGUAGCAAAUGCUUCUUACACAACAUUCCAACGAAAACAUUCGUACUUCUACCCGCCAAAUAAUAACCAGAACAAUUCGACUUCAAAUGGAGAAUUGGCACCAAAUUUGAUGACAGACGGUCGAAUUGAGAAAACUAUGAUCGGAAAUCAUGGUCAAAUAAACCGAGCUUACCAAACCGAAGAUUCUCACCAGACAAUGCUGGAUAUCAAUGACAGUAUUUUCGAUUAUUCAGUAACUGCUAGCAUGAGUGAACGUUCAUCUCUGCAUUCGGCCCAACGACCUCAUCCACACAUGUCGUCAAGUGCAAGCAGUAGCGACGUCUCCGAAACAGGAUCUGCAAUUACGGAAACUAACUGUGUUGAUGAUGUUGCAAAUGAACCGUCAAUGCAUACAACAGCAAUAACAACGACAGCAACAACAACAUCAACAGCCGUUAGUCAUUUAUCAAAAAAUUCAGUUGUCGGGAUAUCACAGAAGCAACAAAUACCAACUGCCAAAUUUGAUAGCUCGGAGUCGCUUAAGAACGUUCCCAAACUGCAAAUACCUCAAUUUUUUCUUCGAAGAUUUCGACGAAAUGGCGAUAUCAAGGAAACUUUUACUGAUGACGGCAGCAUGUCUUUUGACAUCGAUGACACUAUUUUGACGGUAGAGUCACUUGAAAGUGAUGCUGAUCGCGUGAGAAUGCAACCACCGUUUAAGAAAAAUGCAGCGGACCAAAUAAAAAGUGUUGAUGAAAUGAAGAAACAGUUAGACAACCUAACUGUUAUGUACUAUCAAAUGUCUCGCAUGAUUAACCAAAAACAGUCCAGUCACGCCCGAAGACCAUGGAGCAUCGCCAGUUCGGAAGCCAGUUCACUAAUUCGAGAGAAUCAAAUGCAGAAAAACAAGUCUCUGCGAAACAAGGUCAUACAAACACGACACACAAAGAGGAAAUUUCAGCGGCUUGAAUCGAACAUUGUUAGUCUGUCACAUAACGUUACCAGUUUGACAUCGCAAAUCCGUUCUUAUAGUGGGCUUCACAAACAAAUCGAUACACUGAAACAAGAUCUGCAAGAUAUGAAGAAUUCUUUCGAACAAUUUCGCAUCAACAACAAAAAUAGCAAUAUCGUCAACAACACCAACAAUAAUAACAGCAACAACAACAGUCACAACAACUACAGCAACAGCAGCAGCAACAACAAUAUCAACCAAACAUACAUCAGGAAAAUAAGUUUCGAAAAAUUCCGGUGUUGGUUGCCUUCGUUAACUAACCGGAAGCGUGUGCAUAAAUUGACAAGAUUCUUUGGAGAAGAGCCACCGCUUCUGGAAAUAUUUUUACAGAAACUAGGUUACGAACGCUAUGUUACCAAUUUCUCAAACGAACACAUAGGAAUGCUUGAACUGCCUUACAUGACGGAAGAUCGCCUGAAGAGUAUCGGGAUACCAAUGGGCCCAAGGCUACGCAUACUCCAAGAAGCCCAGCUUUGUUUUCGACAAGAAAACUUUGAUAUUUAUAUUGUUUGAAUGAAUGAAAAUUACACCCCCUCUGCCUCUGCCCUUCUCUCUCUCUCUCUCUCUCUCUCUCUCUCUCUCUCUCUCUCUCUCUCUCUCUCUCUCUGUCUUUCUAGUUGUUCUUUAUUGUUCUUCUCCCUCAUUCAUUCUCUCACUUCAUCUCCUUCUCUUUAAUUUUUCUCACUCCUUUCUAUCUCCUCCUCUCCUUCAAACAUACAAAACACGUACGCACACGUAUGCAUAAUAAACACAUGAAUCUGUGAACUCAAAGACAAUUAAUCCGUACUUAUCAAACAUAUGUGCGGGGCAUGUAAUUACCAAAAAAAAAAAAACUGUGGUCAUCAACCUAACA